AAAGAUCAUAGCGUCGCGCAUAAAUAUCUCAAGUAAAAGUUAGCUCGUUCAUGCUUAGCCAAGUCUAGCGUAUCCGAAGUUCCGACAUCCGCUCCGUUGCUUCACGACCACACCCUUAUCCCAACUAUUGAACUUCACGUUCAACAGGAUGAGGUAUUCAUGCGGCCGGCUAUGAGAAAACCGAAUAUGACACAAGGAUCAAGUACCUUCUAGCAACUGCCGCUAUAGAGAAUGCAAUCAGACAUAGACGAUUUGCCGCCCCUCAGAGAGAGGGUAUCUCAAGCUUGUGAUACAUGUAAACAAAGGAAAGUAAAAUGUGACGGGAAAGUCCCCUGUGGCUACUGUAAAAGACGGCAUCGAGAGAAAACAUGCCGGUUCUCUCCUUCCGUCCGCCGCCGCCGCCUUCCUUCCGUUCUUUCCGAAACUCCAACGACGAACGUUUCUACUCCAUCAAGCCGCAUCUGGCCAGCUACUCCAACUACAACACCGACAGUCCCAAUACCAACAGUAAUUCAUGUAUCACCCACCUUGACACGUCAGAGUGAUGUUUCAGCCGAGGAAGAAGCCGAAGUUCCUCGUGAUGCACGUCUCAUUUGCGAUGCGCAGGGAAGACUAGUCUUUACAGGCGAUUGCGCACCGCUCUCGCUAUUUCAAACGGUUCGUCAGAUUGUGACGACAAGAGUAGACCCCCAUGCAUUUUCACCAGAAACUAGUCGAGUCUCUAUGCUCGAAAACGUCAGUUCUGAGGGUCUAGUGCCGAUUGAUUCAGCGGGAGAGCCAGAAAUCAAUCAAGCAUCUAUACAACGGUUGGUGAACACUUUCCUGACUGUAAUAAGUGGUCUAGUGGACUUAUUCGAUAAUAACACAUUGAUUCCCGAAAUUCAAUCAUGGGCAAACCAAGCAAAGCGCCCAGUAGACGUGACAGCAGCAGUGUACUAUCUAGUCCUGGCCAUCGGGUCACAAUCCGAAGAUGAACAGCUCGCAACCACAUACUUUCUCCGAGGGAAACAUCUAGCACUGUCUACAUUGACGGGGAAUCUUAGUGUCGGGACCGUCCAAUCUUUUCUAUUGACAACAUUGUAUAUGCUUCGAUCCUGCCAGAUUAACGCGGCGUUCUUGUUCUUCGGUAUUGCAGCAAGAGCAGCUUAUGCAAUUGGACUUCAUCGAACCGAGGUGAACUCUCGUUUUGGCCCCGAGGUCCAUGUCCGAAGAGACCGUCUGUGGAAAAGCAUCCGUGUCUUAGAUCUCUACCUAAGCAUAUCUAUGGGUCGACCCCCAGCAGCCUCAGAUGCAGAUUGUACAGUCCCGUAUCACAACACAUCAGAUGAUGGCAGCGAGCGAUACGAUUUACUGAACGCAUCCGUACAAAUCCUUUCUCUCGUCGAAGGUAUCGUGCAAGAAGUAUAUUCGAGACGAAAGAUCUCGUUGCAGCUCACAGAGGGCAUAUCGCGCCAACUCCGCGACUGGUCGAACAAAUGGCUAUCGGCCCUGCUUCGAAUGAGCAGGAACCAAGAUAACGGAGAACGAACCGGUGCAUGUCAAGUCUUGUCGUCGUAUUACUACGCCGUGAUGCUUGUAUCACGCCCCUUCCUCAUGUACGAGCUCUGCAGACGACUUCCAGAAAGCGUCGCAUCACCCCCUCGUCCCACAGCUCCCGCAGCCGAGACCAACGGGUCGGGUCGAACGAAGCUAGCAAACGCAUGUAUCGACGCCGCAACCCUCAUGAUCGGGCUGACAUCCGAUUUCAUAUCGCAAAGACCAUCAGAUAAACGCAUGCCUCUCCUCGUCUCCUGGCUCUUCGUCUCUUCACUAGUAGUAAGCGUAGGCCACCUCUCAAACUUCGGCCGCGCGCUCGGAAAGCCCGCCGAAGAAUCGAUUCGCGCGCUAGAAUACUUCGCAUCGCAAGACGCGCACGCGUCGCAAUACGCACGAAUAGCGCAGUCCCUACACCGCUGCGCCCAGUCCUAUCUAGCACGACAAGACGCCGAAGACCGUCGGCGGAUCGCGGAGUCGUCGACGCAGCUCUUCGGGCUCAUGCCUAAGGAUCACGAGACUAACAAUCAAAACAACGGCCGACCUAAUACAAGCGGGACCCGAUAUCCAGAGGUACGGGUAUCAGACCCGACGGGGUUGGAGCCGUGGUCAUCCGGGCCGUUCGAUGAUUUCGACCCCGCCAUCUUUUCCUUCGGCGAGUCGCAUACGCCUUUGGCGGAUAUUCGGGUCCCGCAAGGCCAAGGGCAUGGCUAUGUGCACGAAGGUAGCGCGGAUCAGGUUUUCGGGGCGAUGAAUCUUUUCCCUCUGCUUGAUGGGAAUGGCCAUAUAGAUCUGGCACAUCUGUUAUGAAGCAAGGAGCGACUAUCGGGCAGAAAGUGCUUUGAGAGCGUGCAACAAAGGAUGGACUAGGAAUAGAAAGUACGAGUCUAGUGAUCGUACCAGUUUGAAAUGCCGAGGGUGAUGAUAAAACUGAGAACAGCAGGUUUCCGAUGAAUAUGCGAAAAGUUCGAAUUGUGUAGUUGUAUUAUGAAUAUCCCGAUUUUCGUAUCCUAACAAUGCUAUGCUAUCUAACAAUAUAAAUUUAUGU
This is a messenger RNA of Xylaria bambusicola, 2581 nucleotides long. RefSeq names its product fungal-specific transcription factor domain-containing protein. Lineage: Eukaryota; Fungi; Ascomycota; Sordariomycetes; Xylariales; Xylariaceae. Bases 232 to 2343 code for a protein of 703 amino acids. The transcript has 7 exons. The record is from RefSeq and is a predicted model, not a curated record. Gene Ontology annotation, cellular component: nucleus. Gene Ontology annotation, biological process: DNA-templated transcription; positive regulation of transcription from RNA polymerase II promoter by galactose. Gene Ontology annotation, molecular function: DNA-binding transcription factor activity, RNA polymerase II-specific; RNA polymerase II cis-regulatory region sequence-specific DNA binding; zinc ion binding.